CAUGCAGAAUGAAUCUAGUUCAGAUCCUGAAGUGUCCUGCUUGGGAUGUGGUAUCAAGUGCUGUCGUCUGUCUGAUGGCUGGUCUGCCAGAAAUGGACAAACAAUGGUGAGUUUUGAAGAAAAUAAAUCAGAACUCUUAAUUUCUGAAUGCCUGUUCACAGUCAGGAGGGAAGUAUUUGGCAGAAUAGGGAUAGAGCAUGGAAAGUGCAGUGUAUUAAACCUAUUAUUAAUACGAGUUCCUUUAGAAAAGGAAAAACCUCAGAACUUUAUUUUUAGUAUUUAUAGAGAGGAUCAACCCUGUGCUGGUACACCUGUGAUAGGUGUGGUAGAACUGGAUGAAGAUAGGAUCAGAGCAGAUUAUAAACAGGAAAAUAAAGUUAAUAUGGGUAGUGAUACAAAAUAGGAAAGACUGCCUCUUUUUGAAGGAAUAGUUUUGAAAAGAUAAAACAUUUUUACAUGUACUGUGUCAGCUGAAGGAAGUUUUGAAUGGAAGUUGUUGGGUUUUAACUUAUCUAUGAAAAAUGUGCUGAGUCUCUAUACAGCACCUUUGUUUCUGGGUACAGAUCCCUGUUACUCACAUUUUAAUGUGCAGGAGAUCAGUGUACAACACAGCUGUGGAUAUGCUGUUCCCGUGCUGCAGUCUGGAGAAGCCUGCACUCCCCUGCCUCCCUACCCACUGGAGGGGACAGCGCAAUCUGUCCCCGUGUUGCUCUGUGCCGUGAGACACCGUCCCUCUGCCAGCAGAGAGCAGUGCAGCCCUUCACCAGGAUUUCAGGGGCCAUAACUGGAAACAUAUGUGGGAAACAAAGCAGAUGAGUUAGGAGGAAUAUACACAGAAGCAGACCCGAAUAUGAAGGUGGGACAGGGAAGAUGCACUCAAUGGGGAAAACAGUGAAGAGUGGAGGUGAUGCAAAGUGGACAUGAGGAGGGGAAAUCCCAAAAUACAGACUGUGCUAAAGCAAACUGAAAACCUGAAGGAUGAAAAUAAAACAUCUUGGAAUUAGAUUGUGGCAUUCCUGUUACCCUAUGCGCCACAGCAGUGUUACAGCUCCUGGUGAUGGGCAUGGAGGAAGAACAGGGACCCAGGAUGUGCGACAAGUCUGUAGCACCAUAGAGCAAUGUAUGUGUGCUUUUCUGGAUUCUAGAUCUUAAUGCACUUCUUGUAGUGAAUUGGGGUGAAUUAUCCCUAUGUCUGCAUGCUGAUACUAAUCUGUGACUAACAGAGGAGAAAGAAAAACUCACAUGAUUAUUUUUUAAAUGUUGCUCUUGGAGUAUAUUGUUUCCCAUGAAAAUGUUUUUGUCAGAGUGCAAGGACAGAGGCACAGCUUGUAUAGCAUUUAUUCCUGAUUCUUAUAUUUGGGGUUUUUUUCUGAACAAAUUUGGCACUUCAAUAAUAUAUUGUAUUAAGAUGGUCAGAUACAUUGCAGCUGCAGAGGAUUGUGUUUCCUACAUCUGACUCAAGAAGUAAAUCAGAAUCCAAUAAAAAAAUGUGUGGGACUGUGUUUUAGGGAACAGAGGAAAGGGGAAAAGGAGUAGUCAUUUCUUGUAAUGGGUACAGCAUGUCCACAAAUCCAGUUUAUGAAGGAUUUUUCCUCUAUUUUUAGCAGAAUGUUGAAAGCAAAUGCUUUUUUCUCCCCUCUUCUAGUAGCAUCUCCUGAACUCUUUGUAAAAUGUCAGUCUGUUACAUAAAAUCUGCAGCAUUCUAAUGGUGCUUUCAGGCAUACUUUGACCUUUUGAAAUCAUUACAACCCCCCACCCCCUACAUCCCCCCAUUUUUCUUUACUUAAUUGCACACAGGAAUAGGGAAAUAGGAAUCCAAUUUAUUGUUAUCCAGGUGGUGUUUCCUGUUACUUAGCUUUAUAGUUUUCUGUAUAGUAAUUAGUUUGCAGAAAGCUGGAGAGAUGCCUGUAGUUCCAAAAUGAACUCUCUGUAGCUAGCUAGCUAGCUAGCUAGCUCGCUCUCUCUCUCCCUCCCUCCCACUUGUGCUCUCCUUUUGGCACCGCCCCUUCCAUGCACCCUUUAGCCAGCAGCAAGACAGCUGUGUCUGAUCAUAAACCACUUAAACUCCAGGCUCACUGGCAGGGGAAACUUUAGCGUGAAGUGCAGCGUUGGUUUCUCUCGGGGAAGGGAGCUUUCUUCUCUUUUCCUUUCUGCCUCCCCAAAUACUGACGACUGUCACAGUUCUCUCGUUUUAAUUUCUCUGUGAAGCUCGUCAAGUUUUUCUGAGUAUGUUCAGUGGCAUUGAGAGAUGCCCUUUAACAGAGUUGUGGAAAAGAGCAGCAUAAAGCAGACAGAGAUGAAGCACGCCUUGUAGGUGGACUAAGACAGCCCUAGGAUCCUGGUAAGCACUUAAUUCCCUGCAUUCUCUGAGCACUUCACAUUAUUAACAAGUCUCUCUAAGCAAUGGAUUGUCUGUGAAGUCAAAACCAGUUUGGCUCUUCUAGAAGAUCUUGCAUCAUUAACUUAAACUCUCAAUGUCGAGUAAAAAUGGCUGUCUAGAGCAAAAUGUAUAAGAGAGAAAAAUUUUGGAGAAGAAAGUAUUGAAUCAGUUGAACAAAGCUUUGAAGCAUUGCAAUCUGCAGAAAUCGUCAAGCCCUAAGAAGUCUAAUCAUGAAUUCUGGAGUUGCUAUGAAAUAUGGAAAUGAGUCCCCUGCAGAGCUCAGUGAGCUUCAUUUAGCAGCCCUGGCUUCAUUAAAGGGAGACAUUGUGGAGCUUAAUAAGCGUCUACAACAAACAGAAAAGGAGCGUGACCUGUUGGAAAAGAAAUUGGCAAAAGCACAGUGUGAGCAGUCCCACCUGAUGAGAGAGCAUGAGGAUGUGCAGGAGCGAACGACACUGCGCUACGAGGAACGGAUCACAGAGCUGCACAGCAUCAUCGCUGAGCUCAACAAGAAAAUUGAUCGGCUGCAGGGAGCAACCAUAAGGGAGGAGGAUGAGUACUCGGAGCUGCGGUCGGAGCUGAGCCAAAGCCAGCAGGAGGUUAAUGAAGACUCACGCAGCAUGGACCAGAACUCUGUCUCAGUGCUAGAGAACCAGUCCACCAUGGUCACUGCAGAUGUGGAUAACUGUAGUGACUUGAAUUCAGAACUGCAGAGAGUGCUGACAGGUCUGGAAAAUGUUGUCUGUGGGAGGAAGAAAAGCAGCUGCAGUUUAUCGGUGGCAGAAGUGGACAGGCACAUUGAACAACUCACUACUGCCAGCGAACAUUGUGAUUUAGCUAUUAAGACUGUGGAGGAGAUUGAGGGAGUGCUGGGACGUGACCUUUAUCCAAACCUUUCUGAGGAGAGGUCUCGGUGGGAGAAGGAGCUGGCUGGCCUGCGGGAAGAAAAUGAGAGCCUCACAGCCAUGUUGUGCAGCAAAGAGGAGGAGCUCAACAGGACCAAGGCCACCAUGAAUGCUGUCCGUGAGGAGAGGGACAGGCUACGUAGAAGGGUUCGGGAGCUGCAGACCCGUUUGCAGAGCGUGCAGGCCACAGGCCCGGCGAGCCCGAGCCGCCUUACUCCUGCCAACCGCCCCGUCAACCCCAGCACCGGAGAGCUGAGCACCAGCAGCAGCAGCAACGACAUUCCCAUCGCCAAGAUUGCUGAAAGAGUGAAGUUGUCAAAGACAAGAUCAGAAUCUUCAUCAUCUGAUAGACCUGUCUUAGGAUCAGAAAUCAGCAGCAUAGGGGUCUCUAGUACGGUGGCUGAACAUUUGGCACAUUCCCUCCAAGACUGCUCAAACAUCCAGGAAAUCUUCCAGACUCUCUAUUCACAUGGAUCUGCUAUCUCUGAAAGCAAAAUCCGAGAGUUUGAAGUGGAGACCGAGAGAUUAAAUAGCCGUAUUGAACACCUGAAAUCCCAGAACGAUUUGCUUACAAUAACACUGGAGGAGUGCAAGAGCAAUGCAGAGAGGAUGAGCAUGCUUGUGGGCAAGUAUGAGUCCAAUGCCACAGCCCUCAGGCUGGCACUGCAGUACAGCGAACAGUGUAUAGAAGCAUAUGAACUGCUGUUGGCAUUGGCAGAAAGUGAGCAGAGUCUCAUUCUUGGACAAUUUAGAGCUGCAGGUGUUGGUUCUGUUGGGGACCAGACGGGUGAUGAAAAUGUCACACAGAUGCUUAAGAGGGCUCAUGACUGCAGGAAGACAGCUGAGAAUGCAGCAAAAGCCUUGCUAAUGAAGCUGGAUGGGAGCUGUGGAGGAGCCUAUGCAGUCACGGGUUGUAGUGUGCAGCCCUGGGAAAGCCUGUCCUCCAACAGCCACACCAGUACUACCAGCUCAACCGCAAGCAGUUGUGACACAGAGUUUACGAAGGAAGAUGAGCAGCGGCUGAAGGAUUAUAUCCAGCAGCUGAAAAAUGACAGGGCAGCAGUGAAACUGACAAUGCUGGAGCUGGAAAGCAUCCACAUUGAUCCCCUUAGUUAUGAUGUUAAGCCACGUGGAGACAACCAGAGGCUGGACCUGGAAAAUGCAGUCUUGAUGCAGGAACUCAUGGCAAUGAAGGAAGAGAUGGCAGAGCUCAAGGCACAGCUUUACCUGCUGGAGAAGGAGAAGAAGGCUUUGGAAUUGAAACUGAGCACUCGAGAGGCCCAGGAGCAGGCCUACCUCGUCCACAUUGAGCACUUGAAGUCUGAAGUGGAAGAACAAAAAGAGCAGAGAAUGAGGUCUCUCAGCUCAACCAGCAGUGGAAGUAGAGACAAACUGGGCAAGGAAUGUAGUGAUGGCACCGCAACACCGCUAACACUUGCUGAGCUGAGACCAUACAGUGAGAGUGAACUGACUGCUGAGCUGACAAAUGCACUCAGGAGGGAGAAGAAACUGAAAGGAAGAGUGCAAGAGUUAGUGAGUGCUUUGGAGAGACUCACAAAGAGCAGUGAAAUCAGACAUCAGCAGUCUGCAGAAUUUGUUAAUGACCUUAAAAGGGCAAACAGCAACUUGGUAGCAGCUUAUGAAAAAGCAAAGAAAAAGCAUCAAAAUAAGCUGAAGAAACUGGAAUCACAAAUGAUGGCCAUGGUGGAGAGACAUGAAACCCAAGUAAGAAUGCUCAAACAAAGAAUAGCUUUACUGGAAGAAGAGAACUCCAGACCACACACCAAUGAAACUUCACUUUAAGUGCAUCUCUUUAAAGGAUGCUUAGUGCCAUUACAGCUUUCUUUCUUUUGGAGGUUGACUUUUAGGUAGCUUCAGAUGUUAAAAGCUCUGAUUGUCAAUGCUGACAAAACUUAAAAGCUCCUUCUCUGGGAUCCCAGAGAGGUAUCAUGGGGAUAAUAAAAGUGUUAACCUUAAGGACUGUUUCAUUAUGUAAAAUGGCAGUGCCUGAAUUACCAUGCUAUAAUUGUGUACAUUGUCUGUGUUGCUAUGUCUGUAUUCAUACAGCUUCUCUUCCAUUGUCACCCACGGGUGACAGUGUCACACAGCAGAAUAAUUCAUGUUAAGAGGUUUUCAUUUAGGCAGUUGGGAGAUCAUGUGGAAGUUUUCCCAGUCCCUGAGCUCUCUCUGCACACAAGUCCAUACUGUACCCUCAUGACUCGCUGCUGUGGUUGCACCACCAAACAGGCAGCUGCAGAGUGGGGAUGACAGCCUGGCUGGCUUUUUCUUGGUGCCCUGCUUGCAAUUCUGCUGCUCACAGUGCAGGUCAGGUAGGAAGACUCCUGUUGAUUGGGGAAAAAAUAAAGAAAGUGUAGUUGCGUCUCUGAAAAUUAUGAUAAAAGUGUAAUUCUUACAGUGCAUAAGAAGGCCAAAGCCUGUGGGUUUCACCAUGCCACACAGACAGUCUGUGCCAAGAGUGGGUAAGAAAUUAGAGAAGACCUCCUGGUAUUUAUAUUGCAUGGUGUUUGCAACUACUUUGUGGAAAAAAAUGGGUUUUCUUGCUAUAUACACUAUCCAAGGUUUUCUUUGAGAAGCUGGGCCAUUUUUGUCAUGUGUGUUGUGCUUAUUACAGCUUACUGUGAUCAAGAGGUAGAAUGUCUUCUUUUUAUACUUUUUUUUUUACCAAAAAAGGUACUUAAGUAAUGUACCUGUUUAAUAUUGAAUACAUAGGCACAAAAUUAUAGAUGUGUAGAUGUAUGAAUAUCCAGCCACAAACAAAAUGUGAAUGGUGAAGUCUUACAGCUUUCUUAGGUUAGUUUUUGUUACUGCUAACAUUCUCUUGUUUAAAUCAUGUAUUACUGUAUUAUCAAACUGACUGAAGUGCAAAUUUUGGCUUGUUAGGUUAAUGAAUAUUAAGCAAAUCAUGGGGAUUAGGUUGAUUUCUGUAGGGGUCAAAAUACAGGAGUCUGCCAUAGCACCUGUUAUAUUCAGAAUUUGCUUUUUUUUUUUUUUUUUUUUUUUUUUUGACAGAGUACGUGAAGAAGUUUUAUGUGUGUUUUAAAAAGCCAAGCUAUAGUCCCUUCACUGUGUUAGCCUGCUGCUGUGUUAUGCCUCUGCUUUGCAUUUUCCAGACUGAUUUUCAGUGAUUCUGAUUUCAGGAAAUGUUUAUCGUUUUUCUUUACAUGUUAAGUUGCACCUCAAGUUUUUUACUAGUUUAUUUAGAAUUAUGAUAACUUUUCUCAUUUAGUCCUCCCAUUACUAGUACUACGGAAAUAUUUUAGAGGACUCAUUUUGCCUACUGUUGGGUUAGGUCAGACAACAUAGUUGUGGGAAUUUGUGUUCAGAAUGUGGCAUUAUUGUUAACUCUUGGUUACAUCUGGAAGUGUAGCAGUUGGUUUUCCAUCUCUUUCUACUGUAGUGGCUGUUGUUUUCUGUCCUUAGUCAUUCCUACUUCUCUGGAGUCUAGUACAUCAUCCACAAAGCCAGCAUCACAUGUGGUUGAUUGCAGCAGCAAAUUAAAACAAUGCUGAUUUCAGAAUUUUUAGGUAGUGAUGUUCUGGUUUUGAUCAGUCCUCUUUCUCAGAAUAAUUGCACUUCUUAAUUUAUAAUGUGACUAGAAAUUAUUGCAAAUGAGUCUCUUGAGGGAGGAGGCACAGUGACUUCUUCUGUCUCUGUGGUUCUGCUGAGCAGCUCUCUAUGGUGUUUCCCCUUUUCUGGCCCAAUUUUCUCACAUCGAGGAGGGUGGGGGUUUGCCAUCAUCCUCAGUAGUAGCUGAGCACGCUUGUUUUGAAGAAUCACAAAGGAAAGUUUCCGUGUGCUGUGGCAAAAAUGCAGUUACACUUUUGUCUUCCAGCAUCUGAAACACCCAUGUGACUUGAGGUUACCUCAGAAUGUCCAUGCAAAAAUACCUUUCAGUGGAGAGGACAGGAGCCAUACUGCACUGAGCUGCCUCUUAGGCUUAUUUUUUUUCCCUAUUUAGAUUAAUGGAAUUACAGAAUGGUUUGGUUUGGAAAGGACCCUAAAAAUCAUCUUGUUACAAUCCCUUUCUGUGGGCAGGGACAUCUUCCACUGGACCAGGUUGCUCCAAGCCCCAUCCUACCUGGCCUUGGACAUUUCCAGGGAUGGGGCAGCCACAGCUUCUCUGGACAACCUGGGCCAGUGCCUCAGCACCCUCACACAGAAGAGUUCCUUCCAUUAAAAAAUUCAGAUACUCUUGCACAGAGGCACAAAAAGCUGCAGCCUCAGUGUUUUUUCCAGGUCUAACAAUUUGCUGAUUAUUUCACUACAUUUAGCACAAAUCUUCCGUGCCAACUGUGCUCUAGAAGUGCAUUAGAAUUAUAAAUCAUCAGUAAAUGUAAACCACUCCCAUUUUUUUCCCAUAAGGGUUGUAGAUGGAAAAGCAAGUACCGCAUCAUUUGUUAGCAUACUGGAAAGGAUCAGCUGGGAUCAUCACAGGUUUAAUGUUACUCUGAAAACUGUUCAUUACUGAUAAUCAGCUUCAGCUCCAGUGUACCCCAUGCAAAUGGCACCAACCCUCAGAAAAAAUGCCAAAAAAACCUCAAACUCCUUUUAUGCAACUCAGAAGUACCAGCAUACCAGAAAUACCUGAGUGUGCAGUCCACAGUGACUUACAGCAACUUAACUCUCUUAAAGCUUGUUGCAGAAAUAAUAAAUUUGCAAAGCAAGAAAAAAAGUGAUUCUUGCCAACCUAAGUCCAUUUAUGAAUUAAUGAUUGGACUUUUUUAUUUUUUUAAGUCACCAGUGUGCAUGAAACUUUGUAUUUCACAGAGUGCUCAGAAAAAAUUCACUUUUUUCCUAAUUCUAUGAUGUAUAAAUCUUCACCAGCUUGAAUGUACUGUUAGCUUUUGCAAAGCACAUGUGACUGAGUUUGCAUUCAUGUCAUAUUCUACUGGUUUUGUUACAGUUUUCUCCUCCUUCCGUAUACUGCACCAUCCAUUGCAACUUUAGAAACUUUUCACCUUACUGAAUUACCUUUAAAUGUGUUGCUACCUUUUCAUUUUCAAGCAGCUGUAAAAUAGCUACUUUGUGUUCAUUUGAUAUAGAAUUGUAAAAACUGCAUUUAUUUAUACAGAGGCAUUUAUAAUACUUAUUUUACAAAUGUUCUUAUAUUCUGAAUAAAUUUCUAAUGCUGUUUCUUUGCCUUGCUUCACCAUGGCUUGUCACUUCCUGUUGAAUGGGACUGCCUAAAGACACCUUGGCACAAAGAUAUCUCCAAGCUAAGUUAACUGAGGGACGUGGUUUGACAUUGUCAGUGAAGGUCACUUAACAGAGCCAUGAAAAGUUGUUAAGAACUCAGAUCUGGCCACAGGUUUUAGCUGGGCUCAAGAACAUCAGUACCCUCAAUAUCUUCAGUGAACACUUUAUGGAAAUGGAAGGGCAUGUGUGAACCUGUUACCACAUGUCCAGUUCUUACAAUAACAAGUUAUAUAGACCAAAACAAAAAGAAAACAAAAUAUUUAAUAUUACAUAAAUAUUCUAAAGGCACUGAUUGAAAUUUACAUACUUUCUUUCUUCUGUUUGUCUGACAUUUUAUUUUUCUUCCAUUUUGUUGAAUGGCAUCCACCUUUACAGCUGACUUGAAAAAUUAACUUCCUCUCCUGGCUAGAGGAGAUAUAAUCACUGCUGGCUUAAGGCAACACAUAAACAUUCUACAGUGAAGGAAUAACCGGUACCAGCAGCAGAGGCAUCACAAUCCACAAUGACCAGCAAUCCUUAUAUUCAUACUUCAGUACUUCAAUACGUUUAUUUAUAAAGUAAUUUAAUUUUACAGAGGAAAAAAUAACAAUAUAGAAGAAAAUGUUAACUUAGUUAUAGUCUCCUAAAUGGUGUGCUUCAGUUUUGAAUCAAUUUAUAACAAACAAAAUCACAAUCAUCAGUACAGUAGAUGUUACAGGUAGUUACAGAUUCUACUUAAUACAAUUGAAGAGCUGUCUAAUGCCAACUUUCUUCAAAAGAACAUAAUGGAAGUCGUAUAAAAUCUGUAAUGAUUUUAACUCUUUAGCUGUACGUACUUUCUACUUAAUGAGCACCGAUGUGCCACUUACAGAGGAAAACAGAUCGAGUCCUUGAGCUUUAACAAACAGGAGGAAGACAUAACCUUUCAUGCCUGAGGCACAAAGCACUGGCUCCUGUUUUCUGUGAGACAUGCAGUGCUGCCCUGAAAAGUGUCAUCGUUUGGAAGCAAUACCCAAGGCCGGGUCCUGGAACAUGAACACCAAUCAAGCAUUCUGCCUGAAUUAACAACUCCACACCUUCUUCUGGGGGGUCUGUUUUGCUUUUUAAUGGUAAAAGUGCUUUGCAAACCCAGCUAAACUGCUCCUCAGGGAUGAAGUUAAACUUCCACAUUGCGCAGUGCCAUGCAGACACAGUAAAGUUCUGUUGCAAGUAUUGGCGUGAGGAGUAUUUGCUGAGAGCUCUUAAUCAUGCAGUUUUCCAUACAUUUUCUGCAUAACAAAAUUAUGUACCCAACCAGUAAGAUAAAAAUUUCAUCCCCACAGUUAAGUAAUUUUGAUCAAACAUGCUUAAAACAAUUUUGCAAAGUUCUUCUCACCAUUGGAAAUGUGUCACAGAGAACUGUGUUUGCAGGAUGUGUUUUCUUAAAAAGCUAUGAAUGCCUUAUUUUAAAAUGAUUAAUGCUCCAUGAGCUGUAAUCAUUUUCUUAAAGGCACUGAACUGUAACCCAUACUGGAAACAAGAAGUUAGUUCUUCUGAUCAACAAUAUAAAUGCUUAGAAAUUACAAAAUACUCUCUUUUCAGUAAAAUCCAUAGAGACCUUUCCAAACUUCCAAACAUUCUGUACUCUGUGAAAUGUUAACAAUUACUUAAAAGGAAGCAUUUUUUUCCCUGGAAGAACUGAAGGAGGACUUGAAGACACUUUUGACUUCCCGAAAGAAGCCAGAGCUGAGAAAAAUUUAAAGAUAAGGGUUUCUGUAAAGCUGAAUCUGUACAAAAAGUUAAGUCUUGCUAAACCUAACAUUUUCAAUGGAAAGACAAACCAAAAUAUUUUUAUUGUACUGCUACCACUAGUUCCUCUGGUACAAUCUUGAAUGUGGCCAAUGUCAUUGUUGUUUACUGUUUACUUCCUUUUAAGUUCACAAGCUACAUGAAAAAGUGAAAUGCACACACAGCACAAAACCUACUGCAUCUAUCAGUGCUUAUGUAUGGGAUUAAGGACAGUGCAAAUACUAGCAUUUAGCCUACUUCCAUUCUUGACUACACUAUUGCUAUAAAUGCAUAUGAACAAAAACAUAUUAUGGAAGAUUUUUAAGUCUAAUUUACUGUAAAAGCACCUUCAGUUAGUUUGUAUAAAUUUACCAUAUAUUGUAAUAACAAAAACAAUUUGAAAUUAUGAAGUUGUGUAUAAGCACCAGAUUAUUUAACAUUUACAGUGCAAGACUUAAAAUAGGUUUAUUUACAGAAAUCAGUAUCAACAAGAGAGACUAUUCUACUAAUUCUCAAUAACUGUGAGAUUCCUAACACAUUUAGAAUAUAACCUCCUAACUUCAAACAUGAAGGCACCUGGCUUUACCUCUGGAAAAGAAACCUGUUGCUCAGAGUUUGUAACAAAACCCCAAGUAUCUGAGGAUUAAGCAGCCCACUGACCCCACAACUGGACAGCCAGUUACCCCUGGAGCAGCAGUGCUGUCUUGCACCACAGGAUAUUGGAGUUUGGAUUCUUAAUGUAGACUCUUUGCUCUUCACACCAUAAUGGCAUGAGUGCAAAAGAAAAUGACCACAUUAAGUAAAGGUUGGAAGAACUGUGUUCUUAUCUGAAAUUACAAUCUGAGAGCAAGUAUGUUAGAAGCAGCCAGACCCGAAACCUGCCUUGUUUUUAAAAGGAACUGUUAUAUCUGUAACUGCCACAGGUAGGUGAAAGAAAAUCACUAAGUAUUGUUCUCAAAUCACCAAAUUGGUUCAGGAAGGCUGAAGCACAGCACAGAAGCCUGGAACAGUGAUUAGGCCCAAAAUUUCAUUAGAAACAAUUUAUGCAAGUUUGGUCUAAAGAAUUUACAUUGUGUUAAAAAAUAAUACUCUGAUUGUGCAAUAAAUAAAGGUAUUUGCCCCUCUCCUUCCCAGAACCACUGUUGCCAGACUUCAAACUAUGCAAGACAAGUUACUUUCAAAAGCUGGAUGUACAUCAAGGAGCUGAUGUCAGCAGCACUUCAGUCACUUAACUAACUGGGCAGGCCACUCUUCAGUCCAAGGUCAAAGUAUAGAAGGAUUCUGAGGAGACAUGCUAAAAGCCUCAUGCUAAAGCAGGGAGUUGAUGUAGUACUAGAAACUGCACACUAGUACCAGAUUCCUAGCACCACACAGCUGUAGGGUUUUUUGCUAAAUAUUUGUUUACUCUGCAAGCUGAUUCCAAGAACACUGACUGACCAUUCAUUAUCUGAAUAACCCCUAACAUGGCAGCAUUCUCAAACUGACAGUGUUUGUUUUUCAAGUAUCUCAACACCAGCUCAGGAGUCGGACAUGCAAACUAUUUAUUUCCCUGUGUCUAGCUCCUGUAAAGUAAAAACUCACAGAACUAAAAGCCUGUAUUUCACUUGCUAUUUCUUCACUGUUUUAUGGAAGAUAAUGUAAACAGUACUUCUAAACUUAGAAAUACAAUUAUAAAGGGAUGGUGAAAUAAGAACAUAAACAACAGUAAACAAAAUGUUCACGGUGCAAGGCAUGUUGGAGCCCAUCAAAUGGAUCACAUGCCACCACAUUUACAUAGUUUUAGGAUAAACCUUACUAAGAAAGCAGAAAACAAUGCUACUAUAGGAAACUGUACCCUUAUACAAAGAAAUAAGUUAUUGCAUAUUUAUCACAUUUAUUUGCAACUCACAUUAAGGCUAGGUUUACUAAAAUGAAUGACAUAUGUAUAAGCUUCACUUUGGGUUGCUUAAUGAAGCAACCAAUAUCUCUUACACUGAACCAACCUUUCACUAAGAAGAAAAAAAUUACACAGUAAACAGAGGGCAGCCAGCAUCUCCUAAUCAUAGAACAUGCUUCUACUUCCAUUAUUCUAAAGACUUCCUCUUGCCUGGGACAGGACUUCCCAAACAGAUGACAGAUGCUCCAUGUUCACUGUUUCAUCAACAUCCCCAUUAUUUCACAGAGCACUAUCUAUAACUAAUUUAUCUGAAAAGUCAAAUUAUUUAUAAAAAGAUUUCCACAGCCCGUUAUUUAAUUAUGCCUUAGGAGAGUCCUAUUAGCUCCACAGGCAGUAGCAGCCUCAGGAUAUGAUACAAACUUCUGCCUCACCAUGAGUAAAGGCACUUUUGCUGGGAAAUCAACUAAAAUCGCACAAAGAAGUAACUAAAGAUUAGUUUUCACCUGAAGCUGAAUAACGUAACCUCCUCCAGCAUUAUCCUCCCCUCUCAAUCACUCUUCUUUGUCAUUGUAUGGCCUUUGGAUACAUUUAAGGAAAAAAACAACAACAACAACAACAACAA
Messenger RNA from Motacilla alba alba, 12746 nucleotides. It is a transcript of the gene MCC, whose product is annotated as MCC regulator of WNT signaling pathway. The record is from RefSeq and is a predicted model, not a curated record. The transcript is spliced from 17 exons. The coding region runs from base 2611 to 5088 and encodes 825 amino acids. Gene Ontology annotation, cellular component: cytoplasm. Gene Ontology annotation, molecular function: calcium ion binding. NCBI's taxonomy places the organism in Eukaryota, Metazoa, Chordata, Aves, Passeriformes, Motacillidae. Gene Ontology annotation, biological process: negative regulation of canonical Wnt signaling pathway.